AUGGCUGCCAGACCAGUUGCCGCUGGGAAGAAGAGAAAAGCCACGCCGAGUAGCAAGGGCAGGUCUGAUUCCAAAAAGGCUCGCGUUGAGGAGUCCAAGGCGGUCAAGGUCAAGGUCAAGACAUUGUCGGCAUCAAGCGACGACUUUUCGGAUUCCGAUCCCGAAGGCGGCGGCGUCGGGCUGGAUGCUGGAGACAAGGAAAGGUCGCCGAACAGGACAGACUCUGGUGCCAGUGGCAACGCAUUUGAUCGCACGCUGGCAGCCGGCCUCACGUCACGCGAAUCGCACGCAAAGCAAAAGCAACUAGCUCAGGAAAGAAAAGCUGCCAAACCCCUCGCCGACGAAGUCCAACGCACCAAGAAGAUCUGGGAACGAUUGAGGAGAAAAUCGCACGUGCCCAAGGAGGAGCGGCAAAAGUUGGUGGAGGAGCUGUUUGGCAUCAUUACCGGUCGAUGCCGAGACUUUGUCCUCAAGCACGAUGCCGUCCGCGCUGUCCAGACGGCCAUAAAGUAUGCCACGCCGGACCAAAGGCGGCAGAUCGCCCGAGAGCUCGAGGGGAGCUAUGCGCAGCUUGCCGAGAGCAAAUACGCCAAGUUCUUGAUUGGCAAGUUGCUCGUCCACCAAGACGAUGAGAUUCGAGACUUGGUUAUACCCAAUUUUUACGGCAAGGUACGCAAGCUCAUCAACCACCCCGAGGCCUCGUGGAUCCUGGACGACAUCUACCGGACUGUGGCCUCCAAGGAGCAAAAGGCCACCCUGUUGCGCGAAUGGUACGGGCCCGAAUUCAGCAUCAAGGAGCUGACCAAGGACGCCAAGCCCACCGCGGAUCUGAAGGAGAUCCUCGCGGCGGAACCCAGUAAGCGGGGACCUAUCCGGAAGACCUUGUUGGACAUGAUCAACUCCCUUGUCCAGAAGCGCAUGACUGGUUUCACCAUGCUGCACGACGCCAUGUUGCAGUACUUUGUCACGACACAGCCGGGAACUGAAGAGUUCAGCGAGUUUGUUGAAAUGGUCAAGGGAGACGAGACGGGCGACUUGCUCAAGAACAUGGCCUUUACCAAGUCUGGUGCGCGACUGUCAUGCUUGCUGUUGGCGUACGGGUCGGCCAAGGACCGGAAACAGUACCUCAAGGCGUACAAGGACACACUGGCUCUCAUGUCUGGCGACCAGCAUGCUCACACGGUCAUCUUGACAGCGUACGAUGUCAUUGACGACACAAAGCUCACAGCCAAGUCCAUAUUCCCCGAGUUGGUUGGUGAAAAGGACGACGAGCAGGCGCAGAACAUUGUCGGCGCGGCCAACAACCCCAACGCCCGGACAACGUUUCUCUACCUGUUCGAGGGUCUGUCCAGGUCUCUGUUCCCCGCCAGCCACUCAUUUGACCAUGAAGUGUUGAAGCAAGUCCACGAGAUCCGCAAGACCACCAGCAAAAAGGACGCAAAUAUUCGACAGCAGGAACUCAUUGCCGCCCUCUCGCCGCAGCUUCUCAGAGCCAUUGAGCAAGUAGCUGCCGAUCUGACGUCUACCGCCUUCGGGUGUCAGUUCAUCACCGACGUCCUCCUCUCCGGCACUGGUGACAAGACCAAGGCCCUCGAAGCCAUUGCGCAAUCGGCCCUUGGCGAUCCCAAGGAGGAACCCGCCGCCCAGGGCGGCCUCGAUGCUGUUCCUCACAUUUCGGCCACGCCCUUUGGCGGUCGCAUGCUGAAGUCCCUGAUCCAAGGUGGCAGAUUCGACAAGGCAACCGGCACGAUUAUCCCGGCGGACCCUCCCCUCAACUUUUCGGAUACCUUGUACCCCGUUGUCAAGGACUACAUCAUCGACUGGGCCACUGGACCAAGCUCUUUUGUAGUUGUCGGUCUCUUGGAAUCCAACGACUUUGGCAGCACGGACGAGUUGAAGCGGACGCUCGAGAGAAACAAGCAGGUGCUGGAACAAGCUGCUGUGGAGAUGACACCUGAGCAAAAGGCGGCCAAGGAUGCCCAAGAGGACAAGCCAGAAAAAGGGGGGAAGAAGGGUAAGAAGAGGUCCGAUGCGGCGGUUGGUAACGUUGGUAGCAAGAUCUUGUUAGGCAAGCUCUAA
Metarhizium album ARSEF 1941 is the source of this 2079-nucleotide messenger RNA. Its product is annotated as RNA-binding protein of the Puf family,translational repressor. NCBI's taxonomy places the organism in Eukaryota, Fungi, Ascomycota, Sordariomycetes, Hypocreales, Clavicipitaceae. Gene Ontology annotation, molecular function: mRNA binding. Gene Ontology annotation, cellular component: nucleolus. The transcript is spliced from 2 exons. The record is from RefSeq and is a predicted model, not a curated record. Bases 1 to 2079 code for a protein of 692 amino acids. Gene Ontology annotation, biological process: regulation of translation.